CACGCAGCCAAUUAGGGCGCGGCUGGGACGACACCUUCGAGAAAGACCCAAGCUUCCUGUGAUAGCUACCUCAACCACUGGCAGCACCCCAAGUCCGUUACCAGCAGCUGACUUUGGCAUCGGCCGACUGGACACAGUAUUCAGGUCGUCUGGACGUAUCUGUCCCCUUGCCAUCCAUCAUUAAUAGCCAGGCUGGUCCAUUACGGCCUCCGCUCAGACCUCACCUCUCCUCGCGCAACCUCCUCCGAUUCCGAGCCCAGGCGAGUCGCACGGCCGCUUGACACCGACAUCUGUCCUUGAGCGCUGCACGCCGCAUCCGCAGACCAUGAGUCGCGAUGCGCAGCCCCCCACAACCAUGGAGAGCCCUCAGUCUUCCGGGCUCUCGACCUUCGAGAACCGCACUAUUCCCCCGAGGAUGCAGUACCGAAGCCGCCCCGUCUCCGUCGCCGUCGACCCCGUCUCGCUGGUGAUCUCUGAGUGCAUCUCCAUCACCUCCGUCAUCCAGAAACAUGCCCGCUCCCCACACUCGUCCGUCUCGGCCAUUCUUGGAGGCAGCCCGAAUCCUGUCCACCUGGGACCUCCCAGCCCAGCUCUGGGUGGGAGGAGCAAGAGCCCCUCCGGCAGCAUCAGCGGCGACAGCGCCAAAGACAUUGGCCUGGCCAACCGCUGGGGGCUUCGCGGCCAGAAGGGGAAGAGCAUGCAGGACAACCCUAUGAUUACAGGCUUUGGGAAGCUGAGGCAUGAGCUCGCUGGUGUCAAAGACAUCCGGUCCUUCGAUGCCCCGUCAAUCCUUGCGCCUUUCCUCCACGUUAUUCAGGCCAAAGGCACCGCCGCUCCGAUUACGAUCCUCGCCUUGGGCGCCCUGAGAAAAUUCUUGGCCUACGGUUUCAUCUGCCCCGAGUCGCCUCGCUUUGCCUUGGCCAUGCAGUCUCUUUCCGCUGCCGUCACACAUUGUCAGUUCGAUAUUAGCGACUCGGGGCAGGUGGAGGUUGUGCUUCUCAUGAUUCUAAACCUGAUGGAGGACAUGAUGUCAGGCCCUGGAGGAGACAUCCUCAGCGAUGAGAGUGUUUGCGACAUGAUGGGCCGUGGUCUUGCCAUCUGCUCCCAACCUCGCUUCUCCCCUGUCCUACGCAGAACCGCCGAGGCCUCCAUGGUCCGAAUGUGCCAGAUUAUAUUCGAAGAUGUCAAGCACCUCGAGUUCGAAGCUGGUGAUGAUGCUGAAGCUCUAGAUCAGCAAGUGGACGAGGAUCUUGAUAGUGUCAAAAUGGAUGCCACGCCCGCUGAUACCGACACUCUAUCCGCCGAGCCCAAAGCCCUCGAUGUCGUUAAGGCGGAGGUGUCAGACUCGGAGCGAACUAGCAGAGACACCGCGGCCGAUACGGAGGCGGGAGGAGUCACGGUCAGCGAUCCGAGCGAAGAGACGGAGUCUCUAGACCUGAGGCCUUACUCCCUCCCUUCUGUACGGGAGCUCUUUCGGGUUCUCGUUAACUUUUUGGAUCCUCAAGAUCGCCACCAUACCGAUACUAUGAGAGUCAUGGCUCUGCGGAUAAUCCACGUUGCACUCGAGGUCUCUGGACCAUUCAUCGCUCGACACCCUGCUCUUGCUGUCAUCGCAGAGGACCGACUUUGCAGCUACCUUUUCCAGCUUGUCAGGUCUGAUAACAUGGCCAUCCUUCAGGAAUCACUCAUUGUUGCUGGGACUCUGCUGGCAACAUGCCGAGGUGUCCUCAAGCUGCAGCAAGAGCUGUUUCUGUCUUACUUGGUAGCGUGUCUGCACCCCAAAGUGGAGAUUCCCCGAGAGCCUGGAAUCGAGCCCGCCUUGUAUGCUGGCAUCCCUCAGACGCCUAAGCUUGUGAAGCCUCCUCAAUCCUCACAGCCGGGUAGUGGACGGGCGACUCCAGUCCAAGUCAAGGACCGCCAAAAGCUGGGCCUUGAAGGUGGUGCUAGGAAGCCCGAUGCCCGCCAGGCCAUGGUAGAGAGUAUUGGCGUACUGUCCAGGAUGCCAACAUUCAUGGCUGAGCUCUUUGUGAAUUAUGACUGCGACCCGGACCGAGCCGAUUUGUGUGAGGACAUGAUUGGACUGUUGUCGAGGAAUGCUCUGCCCGACUCGGCAACCUGGAGCACAACGAGUGUCCCCCCCCUGUGUCUCGAUGCCUUGUUACGGUACAUUCAGUUCAUCGCUGAGAGACUUCACGAAGAACCUGUGCGUGAUGGCUAUCCUAGCCCCGACGCUCUCAAGGAGCAAAGACGCCGAAAGAAAAUUAUCACCAAGGGAGCGAACAUGUUCAAUGAGAAGCCCAAGGCCGGCCUGGGCUACCUAGAAGCGCAGGGUAUUAUCGAAAAUGCCGCUGAUCCUGUUGCUGUUGCCAAGUUCCUUAAGGGAACCUCCCGUGUGUCCAAAAAGGUCCUGGGUGAUUUUCUUUCCAAAAGGGGCAAUGAGGAGAUCUUGAAGGCAUUUAUGGACGUUUUCGAAUUCUCCGGGAAGCGCGUUGACGAGGCUCUGAGAUUGCUACUCGAGUCCUUCAGAUUACCUGGCGAGUCGCCUCUGAUUUCCACCAUUGUAGAGCGUUUCGCGGAAAAAUACUCCAGUGAUGAAUCCGUCGAAGAAGUUGCCAACAAUGAUGCUGUUUAUGUUCUGACAUACGCAAUCAUCUUGCUAAACACGGAUCAGCACAAUCCGAACAUGAACGCCUCGAAGCGGAUGACUUUCGAAGAUUUCUCCAGAAACCUUCGAGGCGUGAACAAUGGCCAGAACUUUACACCAGAGUAUCUGCAAACCAUUUUCGAUUCGAUCAAGUCUAACGAGAUUAUCUUGCCUGACGAACACGACAAUAAGCAUGCCUUUGACUAUGCUUGGAGAGAGCUUCUCCUCAAAUCCGAGUCUGCGGGUAACCUGAUUCUCUGCGACACCAACAUUUAUGAUGCCGACAUGUUUGCCACUACCUGGAAACCCAUCAUCUCAACUUUGUCAUAUGUCUUCAUGUCCGCUACCGAUGACGCAGUCUUUGCUAGAAUUGUCACUGGCUUUGACGAAUGCGCACGCAUCGCCACCAAGUAUCAGAACACCGAAGCACUUGACCAGAUCGUCUUCUGCCUCAGUCACAUGUCCACUCUAGCCACGGAGUCGUCCUUCAAUACGUCCUUAAAUACUGAGGUUCAGGCCGGUGAGGGUAGUGUCAUGGUGAGCGAACUUGCUGUGAAGCUGGGUAGGGACUUCCGCGCCCAACUUGCAACACUGGUACUCUUCCGCGUCGUCACCGGCAGUGAAAGCUUGUUGCAUGACAGUUGGAAAUAUAUCAUCCGCAUAUGGCUCAACCUCUUUACCAACUCACUGAUCUCCUCCUUUUCCCCAAGCACCAUCCCCUCUCUACCCGUCCCAGCCAUCCCGCUUCAGACCCCAUCCCAAGUUAUCGAUCGUGUCUCCCGGACAUCGGAAACUGGGUUCUUCUCUGCCUUCACGUCGUAUAUCUCGAGCUAUGCUGCCGAUGACCCUCCUGAGCCAUCUGACGAAGAGCUUGAGAGUACUCUGUGCACUAUCGAUUGCGUAAACUCGUGCAAGAUGACGGAUGUUUUCGAAAACAUUGCCAAGCUUGAUGCGGCGACUGCCACAAUUGUGGUACAAACGCUGAUCGACCAGCUUCCUGAAGAUAACAACACGACGGUAAUCACCGUCAAGCAAGAGAACAUGCCUGCAUCUCCUACAAGCAGCCAACUCCCAUCGGAAGGACUGCCGAAGUACGACCCCAGUGUGACCUAUAUCCUAGAGUUCUGUACUCUGCUCGCGACGAGAGACGCCGCAGCUAUCGAAAGUAUGGGCAAGGUGGUGUUUGAUACCCUGCAGGGUGUUCUCCGUGAUUCCAGCCAGUAUCAUGCCAUCACCAUCUCAAGAGCAACUUUCUACGCUCUGAAACUCUUGAAAACCAGCUAUGAACACGAUUUCGUCAAUGUGCCAUUUCUCCUCCACACAAUCUCGAGUCUCCCCCAAGAUGCGCUGGGUAAAACCUCGGAUCUUACUCUGGCAGGCCUAGCGAUCUGUAUCGAUGAACCUGGCCCGUUGAGACGGGAGAUUAUGACGUCUCCAGACUUCUGGGCAAUCCUCCGAACUUUGGCUGGAAGGCCUGAGUCGGCCGCAUUGGUGUUUGGAAUCCUCGAGAGGGGAAUCACUGGUGACCCUCAGGCUAUCUUGGCUGAUAACUAUGAGGCAGCCAUCUCACUUCUGAAUGACUUUGCCACUGCUGCAAACCCCAAACAGCCUACCUUGCAGAGGUCGGGUUCUCAGCAACAGAGGACGCCCCAGAAGAAGCAAGAAGGAAAACGUCAUUCCGAGGUCGUUACAAGAGGAUCUAAGGCUGUAGAUAUUCUGUACAGUCUUACGGCUCGGAUCCCCCAUCUCAUGCAACAGUCUCAACUUGAGAGCAGUGAAGCCUGGUCAGCCUAUUGGCUACCCAUCUUCCAAGCGUUGACGAACCAAUGCGCGAACCCCUGCCGGGAGGUGCGACAACUCGCCUUCUCAGCCCUGCAGCGAUCUCUACUCUCGCCGGAACUCACUUGCAGUGAUCCCAAGGAGUGGACCGCCAUCUUUGGCAAGGUUCUGUUUCCUUUGAUUCUGCGACUGCUCAAGCCCGAGGUAUUUUCGUCGGACCGGGAUGGAAUGAGUGAGAUGAGGGUCCAGUCCGCAUCACUCCUGUGCAAAGUAUUCCUGCAAUACCUCGUGCUUCUAUCUGAGUGGGAUGGAAUGUUGGACCUUUGGGUCAAGAUUGUUGAUAUUAUGGAUCGUCUCAUGAAUAGCGGUCAAGGCGACAGCUUGGAGGAAGCAGUCCGCGAGAACUUGAAAAACGUUGUCUUGUUUAUGGCUAGCAGUGGAUACCUAGUAUCGCCGAAGAAAGAUGGGUCCAAGGAGAAGCUGUGGUCAGAGACUUGGAAGCGAAUUGACCGUUUCCUGCCAGAUUUACGGAGCGACCUUGCAUUAGAGGAGCCCCUGACCGAGGAGGAGAAGAUCGCAAAGACGCACAGGCAGAGCGAAUCCGAGCGCAAGGAUGCUACACAAGUGAAUGCGAAAGAGGAAUCGACAGAGAAGCAGAAAGAAGCAGAAGAGGAAGAAGAAGAGGACGACGACGACGAAGAAGAAGAAGACUAAGAAGAAAAUGAGGAAGAAGAGAGUGGAAGGGAGAAAGAUGAAGUGAAGAAGGAGGCAAAGGAGGCCGAGAUGAUGGCAUAGAGCGAAUAGAAAGAGCACCAGAUGCGCCUGGAUGAUGCGAAUGAUGGCAUCGGCAGUAUCUAGCCCUGAGACAUUGUCGUCUACUAUCAGAUUAGAGAGAGAGAGACGUCAGUCGACUGUACAAAUGAAAUAAUAUAGAUCAUGUCGGUAUAAA
Molecule: messenger RNA, 5372 nt
Organism: Ilyonectria robusta
Lineage: Eukaryota; Fungi; Ascomycota; Sordariomycetes; Hypocreales; Nectriaceae
Exons: 8
Coding region: 326-5137 (1603 amino acids)
Biological process (GO): regulation of ARF protein signal transduction
Molecular function (GO): guanyl-nucleotide exchange factor activity
Source: RefSeq, a predicted model, not a curated record